AUGGAAGACGUAUUAUCCCGAGCCUGGGCCCAUGUAAAAUGGGAGGAAGACGUCGCAAGCCGCGCUAGGACUCAGCAAAAACAAGCAACCAGGCAAGACCGGAGUGAUCGAGACAAGAGGACCUCCCAGAAACCCACGAAAAACCAAGGGGGAAGAAACUGGGGCAGGUACAUGAGCCGUCCACUCGAGAGAGUGGAAGGGAUGUCGGUGUCUACCUGGCCAGAUAUCUCACACUUUUCUGUAUCCCAACCAGAGCUAAUCAACGCCCUAAGGAAGAUGGGUCAACUGACGGAGGAUUGCGUCGCACUGAAGAUCGAAGUCAACGAAUUACUCCAGAAGGGAUACAUUCGGGAGUUCCUAUCAGAAAAGGCGAAGAACCUCCUAAGCAAGGAGACACCCAUGAAAUCUGCUGAAACCAAGCCCGCGUCACCACCUCGACAGGAUCGAGUGAUUCAUGUCAUAUCCGGAGGUUUGGAGAUAAGCGGCAUAAGCCAUGCAGCCGCAAAGAAGAGCACGCGAAACGCCAAACUUGGCCUGGAGACGUCCAAAUCAAAACGGCUACUCUUGGGAUCAGACGAAAUAGGCUUAAUGGCAAAGGAACAAGAGAAGGUCCUAGCUCCCCAUCAUGACGCUCUGGUGGUAUCGCUUACCGCAGCAAACUGCUUGGUAAAGAGGAUCCUAGUAGAUAACGGAAGCUCCAACAACAUCAUCUUCCAGACCGCCUAUCAGGACCUGGGAUUGGACGAGAGUGUCUUAACUAGGAGGAUAACCCCACUCGUGGGAUUCAGCGGAUAG
This is a messenger RNA of Brassica oleracea var. oleracea, 795 nucleotides long. RefSeq lists its product as uncharacterized. NCBI's taxonomy places the organism in Eukaryota, Viridiplantae, Streptophyta, Magnoliopsida, Brassicales, Brassicaceae. The record is from RefSeq and is a predicted model, not a curated record. The coding region runs from base 1 to 795 and encodes 264 amino acids. The transcript is spliced from 2 exons.